AACUAUAUUCACUGAUUUGAAAGCGGAUGAAAUUUCAAUUAUUUUGGCCAUUCGUUUUCCUUUCAAGCUUAUGCAGUGAAAGACACUUUCCCCAUUUAUUCAUUAUUUUUUUACAUUUUUUUACAUUUUUUAUUAUCUCAUUCGUCCCUUCCCCUCAUUUUCUCUGGAAAAUAUCUGUCAUUUCCACCAUUGGAGCCUUUGUUAAAAGGCAACAUAUCUCUACUCCUCUUCUUCUUUUAACCUUAAAACAGGGAUUCUCACACUCUUCUCUUUCAACAUACUCACGGUUUCCUCCGACAUGAACACCAUAGACAGUCCCCUCCUAUCCACUUCCAUUCGCCUUUCUCCCAAAACCCUGCUAAAACCCUCAAAUUCUCUCAAUAAACCAAACUUCAAGCCCUCUUCAACCCACCUCAAAACUCCACUAAAGUCACCGGAAAACCUAACUUUCUCACAAAAGGAUGCAUACCCAAUGUCCCUGCCACUCCAAUCCAAGAACCCACAUGCCAUUUACAGUGACAAUCAAACAACUCCCUCCAGACCCACCCAAACCCAGUUUAGAACCAGAUUGAAAUCACCAAAAAAGAAACCGUUCUCGGAAAAAGAUGCAUUUCCGAUGUCCUUGCCACUACAUACUAAGAACCCACAUGCAAUUUUCAGUGACAUUCAGAGAUUUGCCAGGCAGGGUAAGCUCAAAGAGGCUCUCACCAUCUUGGACUACUGUGACCAACAAGGUAUCCCUGUUAACCCCACUACAUUCUCCUCCCUUCUCCGUGCCUGUGUUGAAUCAAAGUCUUUGACAUAUGGUAAGCAAAUUCAUGUGCAUAUUAGAAUAAAUGGGCUUGAAAACAAUGAAUUUUUGCGAACAAAACUUGUUCACAUGUACACAUCUUGUGGUUCUUUGGAGGACGCUAGAGGGGUUUUUGAUGGGGUUAGCUCUAAGAGUGUGUAUACUUGGAAUGCAUUGCUGAGAGGCAAUGUGAUUUCAGGUCGAAGGCAUUACAGGGAGGCACUUUCAACUUAUUCAGAAAUGAGGGAAUUGGGGGUUGAGUUGAAUGUUUAUAGUUUUUCUUGUAUGAUCAAGAGCUUUGCCGGUGCCACGGCAUUCAGGCAAGGUUUAAAGGCUCAUGCCCUUUUGAUAAAGAAUGGUUUGGUGGAUAGUUCGAUUCUGAGGACUAGUUUGAUUGAUAUGUACUUCAAAUGUGGUAAAAUUAAACUUGCACGCCUUAUGUUUGAAGAAAUUGUUGAGAGAGAUGUUGUGGUGUGGGGGGCUAUGAUUGCAGGGUUUGGGCAUAAUAGGUUGCAGAGAGAAGCAUUGGAGUAUCUGAGGUGGAUGAGGAGAGAAGGGAUAUGUCCAAAUUCUGUUAUAAUGACUACAAUACUUCCAGUGAUAGGGGAAGUGGGUGCCUGGAAAUUGGGGAGGGAGGUUCAUGCUUAUGUGGUCAAGACAAAGAGUUAUUCAAAGCAGGUGUUUAUUCAGUCUGCAUUGAUUGAUAUGUAUUGCAAGUGUGGGGAUAUGGCUUCAGGGAGACAAGUGUUUUAUGCCUCUACAGAGAGGAAUGCUGUUUCCUGGACUGCUUUGAUGUCAGGUUAUGUCUCAAAUGGGAGGCUUGACCAGGCACUGAGAUCGAUAGCUUGGAUGCAGCAAGAAGGGUUCAGGCCUGAUGUUGUCACGGUUGCCACUGUUCUCCCGGUUUGUGCAGAGUUAAGGGCUUUGAGGCAGGGGAAGGAGAUUCACAGUUAUGCUGUGAAGAAUGGGUUUCUGCCCAAUGUAUCUAUAGCUACUUCUCUGAUGGUUAUGUACUCAAAGUGUGGAAACUUGGAUUACUCUUUUAAGCUCUUUGAUGGAAUGGACGCAAGGAAUGUGAUCUCAUGGACAGCCAUGAUUGAUUCAUAUGUGGAAAAUGGGUGUCUACAUGAGGCAGUUGGUGUGUUUAGGUCUAUGCAGUUGUCAAAGCACAGGCCAGACUCUGUUGCAAUGGCGAGGAUUUUGAGCAUUUGUGGUGAACUUCGAGUUUUGAAGCUUGGGAAGGAGAUUCAUGGACAGAUCUUGAAGAAAGAUUUUGAAUCGAUACCUUUUGUUUCUGCAGAAAUAAUUAAGAUGUAUGGAAAUUUUGGAGCAAUCAGUAAAGCAAAGUUGGCAUUUAAGGCCAUCCCUGCCAAGGGUUCUAUGGCAUGGACUGCCAUUAUAGAAGCUUAUGGAUAUAACGAUUUGUAUCAGGAUGCAAUUAAUCUUUUUCAUCAGAUGCAAUCUGAUGGUUUCAUUCCAAAUCAUUACACUUUCAAAGCAGUUCUAUCUAUUUGUGAACGAGCUGAAUUAGCAGAUGAUGCCUGCCUCAUCUUCAAUCUAAUGUCCCGAAGAUAUAGAAUUAAGGCAUCCAAUGAACACUACUCUAGUAUCAUUGAACUUCUCAACCGUGUUGGUCGUACUGAAGACGCCCAAAGAUUUAUUCAAAUGAGAUCUGCCUCACCAUAACAAAAAGAGGAAACGGAGUAUGCUAAUUGCAUGUUUACUUUCACUAAGUGCUACACUGGUUAUCUGGUUUGAUUGGGUCAACUCAAAGACUGGACUCUUAUGUACUUGAUGCUUUUGUUUUGGGCAAAUAUUAAAUGAGGUGGACUGAUUUCUUAUUCUAUGAGUUUCUAUCAGAACCUGAGGGUGAACAGAGUUGCUAUGGCCAGGCAGAUGUGGGACUUGAGAGAAAAAGAGGAAGGAAGGGGCUUUUCCCUAGCCAACACUGUUUCUUCACUGUUUUCCAUUGCAUUCAAUCUUUAACUGAUGAGUGUUCAUCUUUUUCUUUUUCAUUGCAAUCCUUUAUUCUCAUGCUAUGGCAUUUAUUAUGUUCAUCACUUGGACUUGUUUUGCACUUUUUGUUGCUUUUCGGUUGUUCGUAAUGGUGAUGAGGAUUGGUUGAGGGUUGGUUCUGUGGUAGGGCAUGUUGUUAGGACCACGGGCUUUCUUUGUUUGAAUUGGAUUCUUGGCUGUGGGUUUGAAAAUGAAGUUGGUUGGUGGAUUUGAAUGGAAAAUUUGAUUAAAAUGCUGAUUUUGUAACUCAUCACAUGGAUAUACACCUUUUCAAGCAUCUAUUCCUCAAGUGAUGAAUCAACCUCUUUUGGCAUAUGACUUUAUAUGGUUCCUUAUAUUUCAUUUCUUCUGCAGUCAUCGCUAUUGUGUCAACCUGUAAGUGUUUGAUCUUAAUUAUAUUUAUAUGCCUCUAGCAUGAUAGUUUGUGAAUUUAUUAUGUCAGUUGUUUUGUUUCUUCUCAAUGAAAUGUCGUUCACAUCUCUGUUUAUUAUGAUUCAGUGAAGACCAUUGUCAAUGCUCUAGACCAUAUCUUGCUGCAACAAAAGAUAGAUCAUUAUUUUCUCCUGUCUGUGUGUUUUGUUAUAUUUUUAUUUGAAUCAGAACUUCGGACAUAUGGUAAUC
Vitis riparia (riverbank grape) is the source of this 3427-nucleotide messenger RNA. RefSeq names its product pentatricopeptide repeat-containing protein At1g71460, chloroplastic. The transcript is spliced from 2 exons. NCBI's taxonomy places the organism in Eukaryota, Viridiplantae, Streptophyta, Magnoliopsida, Vitales, Vitaceae. Gene Ontology annotation, molecular function: RNA binding; protein binding. The coding region runs from base 299 to 2476 and encodes 725 amino acids. Gene Ontology annotation, biological process: RNA modification. The record is from RefSeq and is a predicted model, not a curated record.